Linum tenue is the source of this 1118-nucleotide messenger RNA. NCBI's taxonomy places the organism in Eukaryota, Viridiplantae, Streptophyta, Magnoliopsida, Malpighiales, Linaceae. The record is from the annotation of a GenBank genome assembly.
AAAUAUUAGUGAGGUUGAAGGGCUGAGAUCGACUUGACUUAGACAAGUGAAGUGACUAACACACCCCAUUAAUCACUUGAUCUUAGGCCAAGGAGAGGGAAAAUGAGAAGGUGGGAAUGGGGAAACCUCUCACUCUAGCAGUCUAGCUCAAACUUUGUCAGUGCAGGAGCCUUCUCCGCCAUUUCUUUCUGGUACGGUUUCAUCAUGUUCGGGAGAGAAUCGGCUCGCAAAGAGCUAGGCAACUUGAUCGACGAUCUCCGCCGCGGCGGUGAUUCCUCCUCCUUUGGUCUUCCUCAACAUUCUUGAUCUUGCCGACGGUGACGAGAAUUGGCUCACAUGUAUCUAUGCAAUUGUAUCGACAAUCUUCAGUGGCAGUGGUACCUCUCCGACCUCCGCCCAUUCUCCUCCACGUUCCCGAUUGUACAGGCAUCGAGUCACAACCCAAGGAGAUGUACUAAGGAUUCCUACGACCUGAUUUGUCGGUGUAGACAAGGUCCGGGUUCUUGCUGAUCUCUUCAAGCACCCAUGGAGGUAGGGGAAUUCUGAAAUUCCAUUUCCAGAAGGAAGAAGGAAAAAAGGAAAGGUGCAGCCUCCUUUUUUCAAGUCCUCAGCUUCAAAAUUGGUGACGCUCCAUAUCAACCAAGAGGGGACAAAUCUAGGUGAGUUGAGUUUGCAUGUUUUAGUUUUUGUUUGUGGAUUUUCAAUUCCAAUCUUCCUCUUUUUUUCUUCUUUUGGUGUUCUCUUUUGCGGAGGAGGAAACGAGAGGAGGCAGAAGAAAGGCAUGUGAAGUACGUCUUAGUUUUAUGUAUAUUGUUGUUACCAUACUAUACCAUGGUGGUAUUGUGUGGUAAUUAGAUGUAUAUUGUGGUUACCAUACUAUACCAUAUGGUAAUGUGUGGUAACUCGAUGUAUACAAUAUGGUUACCAUAUUUUACCAUGAAAGUAGAGUGUGGUAAUCGACAUCAAUUCAGAGAAAGGAGAUUCAGAAGACAGUGAAGGGGACAAGAAACCGAACAAAGUUGUAAUUAUAUAUAUACCACACUAUACCGUAUGGUAAUGUGUGGUAACUAAAUGUAUUUUUAUGCAUACCAUGUUUUACUAUGGUCGUAGAUGGUGGU